Messenger RNA from Austrofundulus limnaeus, 1631 nucleotides. RefSeq names its product lysine-specific demethylase 2A. The record is from RefSeq and is a predicted model, not a curated record. Lineage: Eukaryota; Metazoa; Chordata; Actinopteri; Cyprinodontiformes; Rivulidae. Gene Ontology annotation, molecular function: protein binding; zinc ion binding; DNA binding.
AUGUAAGCGGUGUGAGGCCUGUGUGAGACCAGAGUGUGGGGACUGUAACUUCUGCAGAGACAUGAAGAAGUUUGGAGGACCAGGCAAACUGAAGCAGACCUGUGUGCUGCGACAGUGUCUCUCUCCGGGCCUUCCYCUGUCUGCUGUCUGUGAGAUCUGCAAAGAACCCAAUCAGGAGGAGAGUGGAGACCUGUCCCUCACACUGAUGGAGUGUUCCAACUGUGCACAGAUCGCCCAUCCUGCCUGCCUCACGGUUCAAAGUGAAGGAGUGGUGAAUAAAGACCUGCCCAGCUGUUGGGAGUGUCCCAGUUGUGUCCAGGGGAUCACUGAUCGAGAGUCUAAAGGUGAAGGAAGUGAUAGUCUUCCACUGAAGAGGAAAUCUUCCUCCCUGCUGGACGCUCGCAUAGCUAAGAUUUAUCGGCGACACCUACACAGCCAUGACGGGGACGACUCGGCCAGUGAUGAUGAUGGAUCUCAAAGAAGAAAGAUGGUUCUCUCUGCUCGAGGAGGGGGCCACAGGAGGGCGUUCGGUGCCAACAGGAGGGGCUUGUUGCGAGGAGGCCUGUCCCACAGAGGAAACAGGGCGGGGCUUGGGACUCAUGGCUCCGCCUCCCUCCACAGAACAAGAAGAGGGAUGGGUAUGAGGGAGGUGGGUCGGAGAGGACGAGGCGUCAGGCUCCGCGGAGGAUCCAGGAUGCACCGAAGAGGAGACGAGUCGGACGAAUCGGACGAUGAUGACGAUGAUGAAGAYGACGACGAUGAAGAUGACGAAGACGAAGAUGACGAUGAGGAGGAGGGUGACAGUGAAGGAGACAAAGAACGGCUGCAUCGCCGGCACUGGAGACGCAGGACGGGCUACAAUGAAGACGACAGUGAUGGGCAGGAGUAUGAACCUGACGAAGAGGAGAUGGACACAGUAGAUGAUGAAGACAUGAGAAGAGAGGAUGAGGAUGAGGAAGGACAGUGGGAUUCAGAUCCAGAACCUCCUGUCCUCCUGGUGUCUGAUCUGAAUGAUGACCUGCUGAGUGGCUCCUACCUGACUGUCACCCUGCAGCACCCCCAGCAUGCAAAGACCCAGUCCGGUUCAAUAGUUCCUAAGCUAGAAGCCACGGGCCCAUGGACAGCUGCAGGGGGUCAGCAGGGCUUCAUCCAGAGAAAAGCUGCUCAUUCUAAACUGUCCAGAAACACAUCUGACUAUCUGACGCCAAGAGGUCCUGGCAGGCCGCGGGUUCGAGGAAGCCAAGCUGAUAGAAGCAACAGAAAUCAGUCGGGGUCUUCAGAGGAAGAUGAGGCUGUUUCUCCCUCUGCAGCCUCCACCCUGAUCCCCUCUCUGCUGUCUCUGCCCUCCUUCAAAGAUGUGGGCAGUGAGAGGGGCGGGGACAAGGAGCUGUGGGUGUCUGUGUUCAGAUACCUGAACCAAGCUGACCUCCUGGUCUGCAUGACUGUGUGUAAGGCCUGGUACAAGUGGAGUUGUGACAAACGUCUGUGGAGUCAGAUCGAUGUCAGCAGGCGCAGCCCACUCACUAACCAGGCCCUGGCAGGCAUCGUCAAACGUCAACCCACCUCUCUGGACCUGUCCUGGACCCCGCUGGCCAGAAGACAGCUCAACUGUCUGCUUACCAGACUCCCAG